AUGCUGCUCCUGCCCCAGGUCGUCGUGGUGGCCUACCUUUGGACUUACACAGCUGGAGACACUCAAAUAACACAAUCCAUAACAUCUAUUACCAAGAAAGAAGGAAACACAGCAUUUCUUGAAUGCCAAAUAAGAGAUAUCUCAAGGAAGAAUGUAUAUAUACACUGGUACCGACUGAAGCCAGACGAGCCACUCAAACGAAUUCUGUAUAUUUCUUCAAAUGACAAUGUUAUCCAUGAUCGAGGAGUUAGUGAGGAAAGAUAUGAAGCAAGGAAACAGCAGAGUAAUUUGCUGGCCAGCCUCAGGAUACACCAAGUGACGAAGGCAGAUGCUGGCCUGUAUUACUGUGCCUGCUGGCAUCCUGAUUAUCAAAAACUCUUUGGUGAUGGAACAAAACUUGUUGUCACAGAGAGAAGCCUUGAUUCAGAGAUUGCCCCCAAGCCCACAAUUUUUCUUCCUUCAGCAGCUGAAAUAAACCUUCAUAAUGCUGGGACAUAUCUUUGCCUCCUUGAGAAAUUUUUCCCUGAUGCUAUUAAGGUAUAUUGGAAGGAAAAGAACAACAAUACAAUUCUGGCAUCCCAGCAGGGAAAUACCAUGAAGACUAAUGACACAUACAUGAAAUUCAGCUGGCUGACCGUGACUGCGAAGUCAAUGGAUGAAGAACACAAAUGCAUCGUCAAACAUGAGAAUAAUAGAAGAGGAGCUGAUCAAGAGAUUCUUUUUCCUUCAAUAAAUAAAGAGGUUGCUGGUAUUAUUCCUAUAAUAGAAGAUUGUGAGGAAGAUAUACAUGCAGUAACAGAAUCUGCCAUUACUCAGGCGCAGGGCCCAAGGGUGCCCUUUGUCACCACUCUUCCCAUAACCCCAAUCAGCUCCUCUCGCCAACCCACAUCACCACGCCUUCUGCGUACAGACAACAUGCAGCUCCUAGUCACGUUCCUCAGUGCUCCUCAUCCAGACAACCGCCUCAGAGCUUCCAUGUCGCACACCCAGAAGCUGCCUUCUCAGCUACUUUGUAGACAAGGCGACCCAAGGCCCAUGGCUGUGAACCUCAUGGUGUGGGCAGACUACAGAUGUGGGCAACAGGGACGAGCUUUUUCCUUCACAAGAACACAGCGACAGCAAGGCCCUACGUUCAACUGUGCCACUGAAUGUCAUAUACUGAAUCAUGCAAGUCCCUCUGAAGGGACAAGACUUAAAGGUUAA
Pteronotus mesoamericanus is the source of this 1203-nucleotide messenger RNA. RefSeq lists its product as uncharacterized. The record is from RefSeq and is a predicted model, not a curated record. Lineage: Eukaryota; Metazoa; Chordata; Mammalia; Chiroptera; Mormoopidae. The transcript has 8 exons. The coding region runs from base 1 to 1203 and encodes 400 amino acids.